This is a messenger RNA of Pistacia vera, 252 nucleotides long. RefSeq names its product CLAVATA3/ESR (CLE)-related protein 5-like. The transcript has a single exon. The coding region runs from base 1 to 252 and encodes 83 amino acids. The record is from RefSeq and is a predicted model, not a curated record. Lineage: Eukaryota; Viridiplantae; Streptophyta; Magnoliopsida; Sapindales; Anacardiaceae.
AUGGCUAGUUCACGUGUUGUGACAAUGUUAAUGCUCUUCUUUAUCGUAUUUUCUUUGUUCUUCAUGAGCUUACAGGCACGUAUUCUUCAGGGGAAUUACCAGGCCAUGCAAGGUAAUUUUAACAGCCACAUACUUCUGCAUGAUCUAGGUUUUGAUCUGACCAAACUUAAGCGUUAUCAGAAGCUGUACAAACUCGAUGCAGCAGGUGAUAGAGUCUCACCAGGAGGACCGGACCCUCAUCAUCAUGUAUAA